CAUUUUUUGUUAUAAAAUGCUAAAUAAUCACCAAAAAAAAAGAAUAUUUAUCUGCGUCGGCGAAGGAACAACAACAUCGGCAGGUAGUUUCGAAAUCCGGAUUACUUUCUUUGCUGUAUAUCCAGUGCAGAAAAGGGGACAUUAAAUAACAUAACGAUAUUAAAUUUUACGGAGGGGAGGAGAGAAAUAUGAGAAGCUUAAGUGAGACAUGAAAUGCAAAGAAUCUUGUUAUCGUUAGAAAUGAUGAGCCUACUGCAUCGCCCAUGAUGAAUCUCAAGUUACAUCAAGUUGCAAAUUCAUUUGUGAUGCGUCACGUGAAACGCAAAAUUAUUAUGAGAAAACGUUCGCGAGUAAAAAUUUAAAAUUUAUUGUUUAAAAAUUUAAAAGUUAGUUUAACGAAAUUUGCAAUGCAAACUUUCGUAUAAUAUAGAUGCAUUUCAAUAAAAUUUUAUUGGAAAAAAUAAAAGAUAUAUAUGCUAGGUGCAUCUUUUACGUACCAAAAGGGUUGUAGCUAAGAACACUUACUUUCCUUGGACAAAUCCGAAAAAGUUUAAGAAAAUAUUAUUGGUAAAUAAAAUAAAGGAAUUUUGUGAAAAAAGAAAAGAAAAAAAAAAUAGAAAAUGAAUAUAGCAUUCAACAUUCCUUGAACGAUUUCACUCGGAUACGAUAAAAUUUCUUGAAGGACAUUGGUGGGUAUAACUUAUCUCUUCUCAGGUAUAAAAUCGUCAGGUAUAAAACCUUCAGGUAGAAACUUUGCUUUCCGUUUUCCAAUUUUUACAAUUAGAAUUCUAUUGUUGUCACAUGUCUUUGUAAUUUAUUGAAAGUUGAACGUGGAAGAUAUUCGACAAGCGAUCAGUCAGAAAUAAACAGAAAUAAAGCGUCCUGCGUCGGAGUAUAUGACACAUUCUGGAUGUCUAUCUACAAUAAUAAUUGAAAGUAGAGGAGAGGGACAGUCACAAACAAAACAGAAAAGACAAUCGCGCCAGCGUAUCUUACGGUCUCCUUAGCGCGGUCUUUCAUCGGUUACCUCAUUGGCCGAUCGUCAAACUGAUUAGGCACGUACGAAUUCGCUAGCUCUUUUCCUGGUAGCUCAAUUCCUCCAUGUUCCUUUGGACUGUGAGUGUAAACUGCUGUACUCGAGAAUAAGGAUUUAUUACUUGCUCUGUGAUUUCCGAGUGGGGAGAAAUUUGCUUAUCCAAAAGAGAAUUAUCAGUGACAAAUUAUUUUAGCCGUGCGGGUAAUGGCUGAAUACAAGGAGCAGGCUACUUAUAUGUUUAACAACUUCGAGUUGAAGAGAUGGCUUCACGGAGACGAAAAUCGUCGUCGUAUGCUGCUAGUCAAGCUAAAGAAUGAUUUGCGGAAGCUGGGAUUAUCGAAGCGGGCGACACGAGCAGGACUCGUACAGCUUGCAAUGAAGCCAUGUGUGAUUCUAAAACGACUGUCGGUUUCCUGUUACAGAAAGAAGUUACUGCAAUCAUCGCACAGUAAUUUCAUUCCGAUCCACAAGGAAAAGGUGCAAACCAAUCACCGAGACGAUGUCGAAAACAACAGAUUAGAAGAUAAUUCGCAAGAUAUUGUCCAACACACAUUCAAAGCACAAAUUCCAAACACUGCUAGUGGAAUAACAUUGAUUAAUGCAGUAAACGCUAAUAAAACGUGUCAAAGUAAGAUUCAAGAGUGUGAUUUGAUCAGAAAAGAAUCGUCAGAUGGCACUAAACAAGAUUUUAACCAAAAAGUAGUAACAAAUAUAUCUCAUAUUGAUGUUACAUCAACAAAUUAUACAGAUAUUUUUGCAAAAAAAUCUGUUAUUGAAGCGUCACCUAGCUUUUCCUCGUCGGAAGAUGAAUCGCUAAACAAACAUAUACAAAAUGUUGUUCAUGAAUUUAUAAACAAAUCAUUAGAUACAACUAUGUUAUUUCAAUUGGAGGAACAUUCAGACUCUAAAAGUAGUAUCGAUUCCUUGAAAGAUGUUUUUAGAGAAAGACAUAGGGAAAAGAAAGACUAUGAAAUAAAGCAAGAAUUUUUCCCAGUAAAAAGCAAACUGUUAGAUAUAUCACGAGAAGAUUCCCAUAAAUCUAAAACUGAUAAUAUCUUUGAAAAUAAUAUUAGCUCAAGCAACGCAAUAAUUUCAGAAUCGAAAACAUAUGCAAAAGUAAAAGUAAUUAAUUAUGUAGAUAAAAUUCAAAAUGUGUCUACUUCAGAAAAAUCAGAGAAUUCGAUUGAACAUAUUGAUACAUUGUUACAUCAAACACCCAUAAAGAAAGAUGUUAAUGUAGCAAAAAUGUAUUUAAAAUCUAAAAAUUCGCAAACAGAGAGUCAACCUAUUGAAACAGAUUCUAAAACAGUAAUUAAAAGAAAGAUACGUUCCGAAAGUUUAGAUCGAAAUAUAUCAUUGAUAAAGAAAUCAAAGAAGAAUGAAGUGAAUGUAUCAUCAAAAAAAGUAGUAGCAGAUAGUACUAUCGGAUCAUCUCAUUAUGAAAUGCUAUCCGAUAAUGAAUUAGUUCACGCAGCAAAUGAAAGAAAUGAGAAAAAAAAUAAUGUGAAGAUUAUGAAGAUACGAGCAAAAUUUCACGAAUGUUUUCGAGGCAAUUUCGAUACCGACACAAGUGAAAGUGAAGAGGAACGCGAAAUUCUGUUGAAUUUAAAGAAAAAUAAACAACGAUUUGAUGAUCCAUUACAUAAUAAUAGUAUAACAAAAGAAAAUGUAGAAUAUAUUUUUGAAAGAAAUAAGUUAAUACAUGAUUUAUCGGCUAAUAAUUGGCAGAAAAAUAUAGAGAACACAAUAUCAGAUAAAAUAAGGUCCGAUAACUUAUAUGAUUCUAUUCUAUCCGACAAAGAAUACGCUCUACACAAUACUGUAACAGAAAAACAAAUAGAAGAUAGUGCAUCGUUAGAUAAAUAUCCUAUAUUAACUAACAAUUCGCAGGAAAGUACUGAGAACAUAAACUUAGAUAAUUUAUGCGAUUCUAGCACAUACGUCGAAAAGUUUGAUGUAAGCGAUGCUAUAAUAGAAAUGCCAUCGAUAUAUAAAAGCAUAAGCACUUCUGUUAAUGCUUCACAAAAAAAUAUAAACAGUAUAUAUUCUGAUAUUUCAUAUGAUUCCGAUGCAUGCACCGAAAAAUAUUCUCCGUCCAAUGUUACAAUAGACGAGGAGAUGGAAGAAACAUUGGUUUGUGAACAUGACAUGUCAGAUAAUAAUUCUCAGGAAAACGUAAAGGAUAAAAAGGACGCAAUUUCGAAUAAAGUAAAAUUUAAGAAUUCAAAUUCCUCUACAUACAAAGAAAAGUAUUUUACGAAAGAAAAGAACAUACAAGAUGAAGCAACAAUAUGUAAUUAUGAUAUGUCAACUAAUAAUUCACAAGAAAAUAUGGAUGUAUCGGCUGAAAUAAUAUCUGAUAAUUCAAGCGAUUUAUCUAAUUGCACCGAGAAGUAUUGUGCUACAAAUAUUAUUGUAACAAGAAAGGAAAUAAAAAAUAAAACAUUGAUAUGUACAAAUGAUACGUUAACUAAUCACGUUAAUAAUUCACAGGAAAAUAUAGAGAACGCAAUAUUAGCUGAAGCAAAGUCUGAUAAUUUAGGGAAUUCCAUUGCAAGAAUCAAAAAAUGUGAUAUUACAAUAAAAAAGAAGAUAAAUCAUGACGAGUCAAUUAAUGAUGAAUUGAUAUACAUGUUACCUGAUAAUUCACAGAAAAAUAUAGAGAGCGCAAUACCGCUUGAAGUGACCGAUAAUUCAUGCAAUUCCACUGUAAAUACCGGAAAAUAUAUUAAACAUAAUACUGUAACAGAUGAAAAGAAAGAUGGAAUAUCAUCAAUAUAUAAACACAGCAUACCUAAUGAUUCGCAAGAACAUAUAGAGAGCACAAUACCGGCUGAAAUAAAUUUCGAUAAUUCCAUUUCAAAUAUUGAAAAAUAUUCCACCCACAAUAUUAUAAUAAACGAAAAGACAGAAGAUGGAGCAUCAACAUAUAAAUGUGAUACACCUGUUAAUAAUUCGCAGGAAAAUGUAAAGAGUAUAAUACCGAUUGAAGUACAAUUCGAUAAUUCAUGCGAUUCUGAAUGUGAAAUUCAUUCCACUGUGAAUGUCGAAAAGUAUGACUCUAUGCAUGAUACUGCAAAAGAUAAAGUAAAAAAUAGAACAUCAAUAUGUGAGCGUAACAUGUUGGAUAAUGAAUCAAAAAAUAUAGGAAAUAUAGUCUCGGCAGAAAAAGAGGACAUACAGAAUUCUUCAUCAACUGACAUGGAAAAUAAUAGUAAAUGUGAUAUUAGCGCGAAACAUAAUAUACCGUCCAUGAUUGAAAUAAAUUUAGAUGAAAAUAUGAGUAUAGAAAAUAUAUAUUUAAAUAAAAAUAUAAAGAAGAAAGCAGAUACCACUUACAAGGAAGCGGAAGAGGUAAGUGUACAAAAUCUGCAAAAAAAUCAAGAAAUGCGCAAUGUCGAAAGUAUUAAUUUAGCACAACACAAAAAUAUGCAAAAAAAUGCAAAUUUGGAAUUGCUAAUCAUGUCUACAUUUGAAACAUCAUACAAUGUUGGCAAAAAAGACAACCGUGACAUGUUAGAAAAAAAUGUCGAAAAUUUAUUAUUAUCAAAUAACAAUAACAUGGUGAAAGACGAAAAAACAAUUGAUCAGUUUUCAAUGAUAACAUCAAAAUUAAAAAAGAAUUCUUCGGAAGAAAAAAGUAACGAUUCUUUUUCCAUAUUACCGUCAAAUUCAUCUAGCAAAUCAAAUUAUAGUGAUAAUUGCUCAUUAAACAUUCACUUAUCAGAUAAUGAUAAUAGUAAUGAUAUUGAAGUAGAAAUAAAAAUAAAGCCCAAAUUGAAAUCUCGAGUAUCACGGAAAUUUUCAUUAAAAGCACCUUGGUCUGCAGUAAGUACAUGUAUCAAAAACUUACACACACUUAAGGAUAAUCCGAGCUUUCUUAAUGAACUUUUGCAGAUGGAUCAUAGAACAUCUGAAAAGUUUAAUCGCAAGGUCACAAAUACAAAAGAAAAGAAAAACGAUACGUCAUUAGAUAAUGUUACUGCCGAGACUGACGAAAUCAUACAUAAUUCUAGUCCUACUACUAAAGAUGAUGAAAAUCAUUCUCAACAACGAAAUUCUCAAGACCGUCCAAUUUUAAACGAAGAUAAAAAUAUGAUAGCUUAUGAUGACAAAAAAGAAAAAAAUGAGUGCACUCAAUCUUUCAUACAAACGACUCCAAUAAUAACUGAAAACAAUCUUGACUCAAGUAGAUUUGCGUGUGAUACAUCCGAUUUGGGAAAACAGUCACAAAAGGUUGUCGCAAACGAUAAACAGAAAAACAAUGAAGAACAAAAUUUUCAAAAUAAAACAACUUUAGAGGGAACUAAAAAUGUAGUGAAGCAUAAUCAGGUUAAAGAAAUUGAAAUAUUGUUUGUCGAGAGAAAGAAACCGCAGAUAACGACUGAAAAUAAUCUUGAAUCAAUUAAAGCUGCAGACGACUCGCCUGAUGUAGCAGAACCACAAACUUCCUCGAAUAUGACACAUAAGAAAGUACGAGUCCGUUCUAUUGCAGAACUUAGUUAUCAGUGUAUCGAGAAAUCUGUGAAUCUGACUGCAUCGAUUCCAAAAAGUGUAUGCUCAACAUUCUGUCAGUCAGUAUCUCAAUCGACAACUGUUCAUUCAACAUCUUCUCAAUUAGCACCUCAAUCAACAUCUCGAUUAGCACCUCAAUCAACAUCUUUUCAAUCAGCACCUCAAUCAGUGUUUUUUCAAUCAGCACCUUCUCAAUCGGUAGCUUUUCAACCAAUACUUCCUCAAUCAACAUGUCCUCAAUUAGGACAUCCUUCAUUAGUACCUCCUCGAUUUAUAUUUCCUCAAUCAACAUCUCAGUCAGUAUCCAAACGGCCGUCGCCACUAUCACAUAACACCACUCUUAAACAUACAUACCUCUUACCUAAUACAAGUUCUGCGGUUGCAUCGGUUGAAGUUAAUACUCCAAAUAAUAACAUUCUCAAAAAUUUAAUACAGAUUACAAUCAAAAAUAUCUGCACCAAUAUUGGAUAUUGUCGCAAUCUUGAUCAAUAUAAUCAUGUAAGAAUAAAUUUUCCUGAAGAUUACGUACAAAGAUUAUCUUUAAUUAUGCAACAAAUAAAUCAAGACUUAGAAAACUUGAAAAUGUGGCUGAAUAUGAAGAAUAUUGACAGCACGCUGAUUUACGUUAAUUUUUAUAUGCCAAAAAAUCACCCAGUGACAGUUCCGGAAUUGCACAAAUAUAUGCAAAUUUGUUAUAAUUACUUACACAUCUCACAGCAAAAUUAUGCAAACUCGUCACAAUAUCCGAAUAUUAACAGAUUACUUUCAAAUGCAUCAAUGUCGAAUGUUGACGCGCAACAAUUUUCGAGAAAUGCUUCAUUUCUAGAUACAAGAAUGCUAAAUCGUGACACAUUCAUGCCGUCUUCAACAAUGCCAUGUCCGGCACCAACGACCUCAAACAUUAACCAGCAGCAAUUGGUUAGAAAUUCAGCUAAUUCUACACAAGUACCACACUCGAGACAACCUAGGCCAAAUAUUCAUCAAUCAUAUAUGUCUUAUGUACCAUUUACAGCACAAUCCCGUAUGCCGAACGCUAAUCAACAACAAUCUUUAGAAAAUGCGAGUCAUCCGAUACAAGGCCGAUAUAUGCCAGCAAAUAUAUUGAAUGCUGGCGUCCAACAGGAUUUUCUAAUUGUGAAUAACAUUCCAUCAUCGAAUGUUAAUAUGCGCUCGCGUGAACCAGUAAAUCAAGGAAAUGCAAACGUGUCUUCUACAACUAACAUGAGACAAUUACACACCUUACAAAAAAAUACAAGUAGCAAUACUGCAACCGUAUCUGCUACUAAUAACGUGCAACAACAGAAACAAAUGUAUCUUCAAACAUCGCAAAUAAACUCAAGAACAGCAGUUUAUCCAUCGCCGACAAAUCAAAAUAAUUCUUUUGGAGUAUGCCAGACUGUGCCAGGCUGUGACAAUAUCAACUUAUCUGGAUCUUUCACGAUAAAUCCUGAUACCUCAAGAAUCAAUGCUGCAAUGAAAAAUGCUAGACAUAGGAACACCAAUGUGAAUCGACAGCAAGCAAGCUGCAGUCCACAAGUAUCUCAAAUAUCUUCAGGAAAAACGCAAUAUUUGCCGCAAUACAAUCCAAACCAAACUUAUCUUAUUGUAGCUCAAUCUGCACAUUCCAACAUACAAACGCAUCCCGUUCAGAAUACUUUGCCAAAUCAAAACGUGUGGCAAGUACAGCAACAGCAAUUGGCAGUAAAUCACGGGAAUACAAGUAUACCUUCUACAAUCAACAAGAAACAACCAUAUAUCAUAAGAAAUGUAAUUAGCAAUACUACAACCGAAAAAAGCCAUAGAUACAUCUUGCCCAAAGAUACAACCACAUAUCCAAUUGAUCUAUCGAUUAAUGAUCUCUCACAAAAUGUACAACAAAACAUGUCGCAACAGAAAUUGACAGUAAAUCAAAGGAAUGCAAACAUGCCUCCUACAAUCAAUACGAAACAGUCACACAUGACAUCAAAAAAUCCAAUUAACAGUACAACCAUAACAAGCCAGUACGUAUCCAAAGAUACAUCUAUAUAUCCAAUUAAUCUAUCGAUUAACAAUACAUUGCAAAAUGUGCAAGAAAACGUGCUGAAUAAAGAAGGAGAGAUGACCGAGUCACAAAAUACAAAUCGCAUGCAAAAAAAGGCACAAUCUAUGAAUCUACGAGAUACACAUCAAGAAAUUCUAAGUGUAUGCAACAAAUUGCAAAAUAUUGACACUGUUUCGGAAAACACAAGGUCUUCUAGACAAAGAUUGAGUGUCUUACAAAGUAUGAUGUCUACAAUAUCUCCAAAUAAAAAUGAUGCAGUGUUAUUUUUAUCCGCAAUCGAACGAAAAAAGCAAAGAAACAAAGUUAUGUUCUCUAAUAAUUUGGCGAGUCUAACGGACAUUCAGAAAAUCCUAUUGCGUGAUCAAAUAAAAUCGUAUUUUAUCAUGUGGGACGAACUGAAAAAUUUGCUUAGCAAGCAAGAAUUCGAACGAGUACAUAAUGAGAGAAUAAUAUUAUUUUACUCGUACGUGAAUGUAGAUGAUUACAUAAAGAGCAUAAUAAACGAAUCACAGACCGUUAAAAAAUCCGUCGAAAAAAGUUCACAAAAUAAUAUGUCACAAACCAAGUCAACAUUACAAGAGGGUACAAUACAAACAUCCGAAGACAAGUUAACGAAGACUCAACUUAAUCAAGACAAUGAAAAUAAUUUAGAAUAUAACAGAAUUUCAGAAAAGCAAUCAGAACAAAGUAUUGAUUCGAAUAUUUCUAAGAGUCCAAAAUCAGCGAUAAAGAGUAAUUUAGAAGCGUCAAAUGAAGAGUUUGAGUCACUUUGUACAUCUGUGAUAACUAAGAAAUUUUAUCCAAAAGAUAUAAGAUCACAAGAACAAGAUAAUAAUACAUUGAAGAAGCAAUUCCAAAAAGGUUCAUUGAUUGAUACGGAAAAAGAAUCUCGGAAUACAGAAACACUGUCGCCAGAAGAGAAGUUGAUCACAGAAGUGUCUGCCAAGAAUUUGAAAACGAAAACACAAGAUAAUGCGAAAAUUAUCGAGUCUCUGAAAGUGACAAAUUCAUAUGACCCCUCCCUUAAACAAAAUCUACUGUUUAAUUUAUUACAGGAUAUGCCAACUGAGAACAUAAAAGAUCAAUUAGAAAUUAUGAUAAAUAAUAUAAAUAAGAGAUUUAGUAAUGUAGAAAUGGAAAGCGUACGCGAAACUUCUGACAUUGUAAUAUUAAAUAGUAGCAAACAAAACGAUGGGAUAUCACGAGCUCAAUAUAAUAUGGAAGACCAAAAUAAAAUAAUAUAUAAUACCAAUAAUGAAAUAUCCAGUAAAAAUUUACGAGAUGGAAUGCGUGAUGACGUCAAAGCGAAUACUGAAAUAUUAAAUUCCACAAAGAUACAGUCUGAUUCAUUGAAUAUAUUGCAUAUUUCAGAAUCGUUCCCAUCAAACAACAUACAGAAAUCGAUAUCUCCGAGAAAAUAUCUUGGAAAGAAAUGUGAAUCUACCGAAAUAUCGGAGCCACAUAUCGUAGAUGAGGAACAUGCCGAAGUAACAUCAGAAUUUUGCUUAAAUAUACAGCAACAAGAUCCUACGAAUGAACGAAGUAAUGAUUCCACUGAAAGUUUCGGGAAACUGUAUAUCGACGAAAAUAUGGAGAUGCAAACCCAGUGCGAUAAGAUGUCUUUUGAAGAAAAUAAUUUAAAAUCACAAGAUUCAAUAGAACUACUUGAUACGAUAAGCUGCGAUUCUACGAAAGUAACAUCAUUUUCUUUUCUCAAAAACACUGCUAAGGCAGAUUUAUUUGAUACAUAUCAAGAUUUCAAAACUGAAGCACAAUACAUUGAGGAACUCGAUGAACACCAAUCAUUAAAAAUAGAGAGAAAUAGAGAGAAGAUGCAGCUACAAGAUGUAUCAUUGAAGUUUGAAGAUGAAUGUAAUGUGAGAGAAAGUGUGAUACAAUCGACCAAUAUCAUAAAAAAACAUGAAGAUACAACAAAAGAAAAUAAUGAGUUAUUAAUAACAGAGGAGAUCGAGUUUCAAGAAAUGUCAUCAAAUCGUGAAGUUUCAAAAGACACAUUACAUGUCGAAAAGAGCAUGACAGAGUCGAUCUAUUUAAAAUAUCCUGAAGAUAUAGAAGAGGAAAAGAUGGAAUUAAACGCUCAAAAACUUUCUGAAGAUAUAGAAGAGGAAAAGAUAGAAAUAAACGCUCAAAAGCUUCCUGAAGAUAUAAAAGAGGAAAUAGAUACUUACACUAUUAUUAAAAUGGACAACAAAAAUAGGGAGCAAUCACUAUUAAAAAUAGAGGAGGUCGGAUUUCAGAAAAUGUCAUCAAAAUUUAGAAAUCCGGAAGAUAUAUCAAGUAUCGAAGACAACUCAACAGAGUCGGUUUACUUUCAACUUCCUGAAGCUAUAGAACAGGAAACGAUAAAUAUAGACACUCAAGAGCUUAAAUAUAUAGAAAAGAAAAAGACGAAAAUGGAUACUCACAGUGGUAUUAAAGCAAUCAAUAAACAGCUCAAGCAUGUAUCCGAACAAAAAUAUAGAAAAUCGCGUACUCAUGCACUUAAUUCCUUUCAAAGAGACGAUUUUCUCGAUGUAAAUGAAAAAGAAAUUUCCGCCAAAUUUUCCGCCACUGAUUUUCUUGACGCCGAUGAUAUCGAAUAUAUUUCCCUGAAAAGCGAUGACUCCAAUAGCAUGCCGAGUAUCUUGGACAUUAGGAGUAUAUCGCCAUCAUCAUUCGAGAAGAUGAAAAAUAUAAAUGCAUUUCUUGAAAAUAACUCAGAAUCGUUGACUAAAAAUGAUGAAAACUCGUUGGAUAUAAAUGAUAAUUUGGGAAUUUCGGAUGAGAUAGAUGAUAGGCUCUGUUUACGAUGCAAACGCAAAAGUAUAGUAUACUGUCAGGCUUGCUUGGAAGCUCAUUAUUGCUCCAAACGUUGUUCGUCUUUGCAUUGGAACGCGGAACACUACAAGCAAUGCAAGGGUCGUAAUGCGAUUAUCUGUAUCGAUGAGUAAUAUAAAACCAUAUAUAUUUGUAUCUUAAAAUACUUCAUACAAUAAUCUUCUGCUAAUAUAUUGUUAGCAUCAAAACAUUUCUCAAUUAAACAGUAUUCAUUGUUA
This is a messenger RNA of Acromyrmex echinatior (Panamanian leafcutter ant), 10648 nucleotides long. RefSeq lists its product as uncharacterized. The record is from RefSeq and is a predicted model, not a curated record. Lineage: Eukaryota; Metazoa; Arthropoda; Insecta; Hymenoptera; Formicidae.